AUGGACCCUUUCGGGACGGUUGCUCAAAUCGCCUAUAUUGCCACAGGGGCUUUGGCUGGAGGGCUUUUGGCUUCUAAUUGCGCAUCAAUCUGGACAAUGUGCUAUAUCUCAAUUCAGAGGCAUCGGGCGAUAAUUUCGCCGCUAUCUACCGUCACCGACGCGCGACGUUCCGGGAUUUGGGCGCUGGUUGGGAUCGCCGCCGCCGCUUUGUUAUUCAACUCCCCAGUUUGGUUUGAAUUCUCGUGGUCGUUGGAGGAAGUGGUGACCGAAAAUGGGGAGAAGCGGCGCAUUCUGUGGCAUGCUCCUUCUGCGCUGGCGCAGAGUGCAACCUAUCGAUUCGUUGUGAGUUUUCAUUGCGUUUAUUCGCUUUUUUAACUAAAAUUUUCUUGCUUCCAAUGCGCUUUGCGACUUUUUGGACUUACUUUGGCAAGAAGGUUAGAAAAAGCUCAAAAUGAGUUCGAAUUUGAAAUCAGAAAGUGUCGCAGAGGCCAAAAAAGGGGUUUCUUUCAAAACCAAAGCCUUUUUUGUCUCUGCGACACUUUCCGAUCCCAAAUUCAAACUCAUUUUGAGCUUUUUCUAACCUUGUUCCAACCAAAGCCAGUUCAAAAACGAUAUCACCAGCAAUAUUUUCGCUGUCCGUUCUAAUAAUUUCCCUAAAUUUCCCACUUUUUCAGAACCGCCAAGUUCUCUACCCAAUCGCCGUCUACAUUGGGCCUUUAGUCUUAAUUUCGGUGCUCAACCUUCGGAUCUUGACGCACAUUUUCUCGGCCAGCAAGACAAUGGUGCAGUCCAUUGGGUACCAGCGGCGGAUGGAGAAGGAAAAGCGCGCCAUUUGGCUGCUCAUUUCCAUUGUGCUCUUCUUUUUCUUGUGUCAUACUGGUGAGCAUUGUCUUUUUUCUUACAUUACAGUAAUUAUCGUAUCUUUUUGGUGACAAAAAAAUGCUUCUUCUUCAAAAUUUUAAUACUAAAAUUUUCAGGUGGUCUUGUAAUUCGUUUUGUGGAUCACAGAAAGUACGGGAAUGAGCCUUGUUUCGUAUUUGCCAAAGAUUUCAUCAACUUUUUGUUCAAUAUCAACUCGUUUGUCAACCCAAUGGUAAGUCUUUCCAUUAUUUUUCCCCUUAUCUCUUUGGAAUUUGACACCUCUUGAGUAAACAAUUUCUUAUCAGAGGAAUUAAAAAAUUAAAUCAAAUACGUGUUAACUACCCGUUUUCGGGGUUCUCACCAAAAAAAUUUCGCGAUAUUCAAGCUUUUCUGACCAACGCAAACUCAAAAGGGAUACUGUAACUUACUUUGUGUUUGAAGCCGGGGGUGUGGUGAGAUCUGUCGAGUGCGUUUUGGGGACCCUAAAAGUAGUUUAUUUAGUGAAAAAAUCAACAGAAACAGCUUUAACAACAACAAGAUCGCGAGAACGCCUCGAAAUUCCAAAAAAAUCAACAAAAAGAGACAAAAAUACACAAAAAUCAUCAAAAAUAGACAAAAACCUUCAAAAACAAUAAAAAUGUUAGUCGAAAAAGGUCCUAAACCCCUUAAAAAUCUGUUAUAAACCCUCUAAUUAAUCUGCUUUCAGCUGUACUUCUUCUUCACAAAACAAUUCAAGGAUCUGCGGGUCAGCUUUACAUUCCUCAAACGGGACAGCCCGUCCCGGCUGCUACAAACAACUUGGCUGGAGAACGGCAACCGGGACAACUCCAUCACGAAGCGUCUGCUGAGUCGGCUUUCGUCGCGCUCGAUGGUGUCCAGGAGCAAGAGUAAUACCUCGAACCAAAUCUGAUCUCCCUAAAAUUGCAGUAUGCUAUCAGCCGAAGCCGCUGCGCGCCCAGAGCAUACACUGCCAGCCGGUGGCGGCGCAGAAACAGCGGCCGCGCAACUCAACCCUGGCCGUCUGUUGGAGCGACACGCGGCCGAUCGCGGCUUCCAAGAGCCGCUCUCAGGACAAUUUUGGUGGCUAA
Molecule: messenger RNA, 1949 nt
Organism: Bursaphelenchus xylophilus (pine wood nematode)
Lineage: Eukaryota; Metazoa; Nematoda; Chromadorea; Rhabditida; Aphelenchoididae
Source: the annotation of a GenBank genome assembly